ACUAUUUAAACGGCACCUCUCUCACUUCCCUUUCUUGGAAGUUGUUUCGAGUCAGAGACCCGUCAGGAAGUGUGUCAAGAAACCUUGUUUAUUGCAGAAAGUCAGCAUACGCCAUGUCUGAGAAAUCACAGGGGACUUUAUUAAUGAAAUGUAACGUGUCUUUUCCUCUCAAACAAGGACGAUGGCAGCGACAAGCCGGGUCUUCUCGCUGGCUGCACUGCUCUCUCUGACAUUCACGGUGGCACACAGCCACAGCGGGGCGACAGACACCUACCAUGUGAGCGUCGGCCGCCUCUUUCUGCUGAGGUGCCUGUUUGCUGAUGACCACACCAAGGUGACGUGGAGCAAAGAGGGGAGGCAGCAUGACCUCGGCCUGCCCUCCGGAGUGGAGGUCAGGGACGGGGUGCUGUGGUUUCUAAAUGUGCAGAUGUCCCAUAAUGGAUUCUACAAAUGUGAGAAAAGGGACCAGACCGGAGUAACCAAUGUGACGUUUGGGGUGUCAGUGUCCAGCGGAGAGUGUCCUGAUCCAGCUGAAAACAAACGCAUCGACAAGGGAGGCAACGACGGUCUGGCUUGCAAACAGCCAGAGAUCUUCAGGCUGAACAACACCAGGAACGUACGAUGGAUGAAGGACUGCCAGCCGGUGGAGCGACCAGAGGAGCACUUCUUUGUGCAGGAGGAUGGCUUCAUGAGACUGACUCCUGCCACAAAGGGGGAUGCUGGGAAAUACACCUGCCUGGUAGACAUUAGCUUGAACGGCAGGAAGUACACCGCCGCACGCAGCGCUGUCCUCACUAUUAACAAACAGAUUGCAGUCGUUCCAGUUCCUGAGGUGCUGUAUCCUCAACAGGAAGUGGUCGUGGUUGAAGAAGGCGGGAGAGUGGAGCUGCACUGUCGAGCCUACAUUGGCUACAGUGAGAACCCGGUGACCCUCAUGUAUUGGACUGUUGACGGGAACGAUUCUGAAGAAUACAAGGAACUCAAUGAUACCUGGAAAUUUUCUCCCGAGAGAGACAAGGUGUACGGUAACGCCACUCUGUUCAUCUCUAAAGUUCGUCGGCAGUUCCUGAACGUCCCCAUCUAUUGCCAUGUAUCCACCACAGGUGGACAAAAAUACGGCGUUGUGUGGCUUCAAGAAGCCGACCACAGCGCCCUCUACACCAGAGUGGCUCUGUGCCUCGCCGCCUUGCUGGCUGUUCUGGGCCUCGCCGUCGCCUAUCUCUUCUUUAAAGUGGAGCUGGUGUUGGCUCACAGGAAACUGAUGAGCCAUUUCUCCAAACGAGCUCCCGACGGGAAGCUCUACGACGCCUACGUGAGCUUCCUCCCUCCCGACACCACGAGUUCGGCAGAGACGGCGAGCUUGGCCCUGCACGUCCUCCCCGAGGUGCUGGAGAAACAACAUGGCUACUCGCUGUACAUCAGAGGACGGGACGACUGCCCCGGAGAAGCGGUGCACGAUGCCAUUGCUGCUACAGUGCGUCAGUGCCGCAGACUGAUAAUCAUCCUGUCGCCUGACAUCAACACAGAGGAAGUGUCACUGCGUGACAACCAAACCCAGCUGUGCUACGAGCAGAAAGUUGGCCUUCACGACGCUUUGACCCAGAACGAACCCCGAGUGAUUUUGGUGGAGAUCGACGGUCCGGUGGAUUACACCUGCCUGCCAGAGUCACUGCGUUAUAUCAAGAGGAAACAAGGAGCUCUGAAGUGGAAGAAACCCUCCCCGGGAUCACACAAACUCACCAAGUUGCGCUCAAACAGAAACUUCUGGAAGAAUCUGAGGUACCACAUGCCCUCAGUGCCUGCAGGGAGCCUCCAGACUGUUGUUUAACCAAGUGAAACACAGGACACAACACAGACGCGGUGCUUUGUUACACUAGGACCUUUACAUCAGGCCCGUUUCCCAGGAAGGGAGGUUCUUGGAUUUCUUCCUUGAACAGAACAGGAAUACCUCAUGAAUGAAACUGCUCUGUUCCACAGAAUACAGACGUCAAUCCUUUACAAUUUGGUUUCCAGAACAAAGAGGAUACCAUGGACGGAUUAAGAGACAAUGGGCCCCCGAGUACAGACAUGUUAAAGGCGCCAACACCUCUCCUACAUGCUGUAGGAGCAAGACACAAAGACUUUACAGUUGUUUAGGCUCUUUUUGUGGUUGUUUUGUGUCUCUUUGUGGUCAUUUUGCAUCUCUUUGUUGUUGUUUUGCAUCUCUUUGUGGUCAUUUUGCAUCUCUUUGUUGUUGUUUUGCAUCUCUUUGUAGUCAU
Molecule: messenger RNA, 2258 nt
Organism: Sebastes umbrosus (honeycomb rockfish)
Lineage: Eukaryota; Metazoa; Chordata; Actinopteri; Perciformes; Sebastidae
Gene: il1rl2
Product: interleukin-1 receptor type 1
Exons: 11
Coding region: 182-1828 (548 amino acids)
Biological process (GO): signal transduction
Molecular function (GO): interleukin-1 receptor activity
Source: RefSeq, a predicted model, not a curated record